GCAACGAUGACGAAACUUUCACACCACACCUGCACCAAACACGCCCGCCUCUCUCUCUCUCUCCCUCAAUUUCUGAAAAAAAAAAAAAACAACAGAUGCAUCUUCUUUUCCCUUAAGAAAUAAGAAUCGAGACUUUUAAAGAAACGUUUUUUUUUUCUCUUCAGCCAAACACGCCAUACUAUCAUCACCACUACGGAAUUUUCCUGCAGCCGGAAGAUCGGAGACAAUUUUCCGGCAAAUUUGGUGGCUGAAAAAGAAAUGGUGUCCCCAGAAAACACGAAUUGGCUGAUAGAGUAUGGAUUGAUCGAUGAUAUUCCUGUUCCUGAUGCCAAUUUCUCUGUUCCUGUUACUGGUUUCUCGUGGCCUGUCCAAACCCUAAAUGGGUCUUCUAAUGUCAGUGUGGAAAUUGAUGGAUCAUUUGGGAAUGCUGACACCCAGAAGGACUCCACUUCCAAGAAGAGGGGUAGAUCUGACUCAUGUGCUUCUAGCUCCAAAGCAUGUAGGGAAAAGUUGCGGAGGGAUAGACUAAAUGACAAGUUUUUGGAGUUGGGCUCUAUCUUGGAGCCUGGAAGACCUCCUAAAACAGACAAGGCUGCUAUUUUGAUUGACGCUGUCCGAAUGGUGACUCAGCUGCGAGGUGAAGCGCAGAAGCUGAAGGACUCAAAUUCAAGUCUUCAGGAGAAGAUCAAAGAGUUGAAGGCUGAAAAGAAUGAACUUCGUGAUGAGAAGCAGAGGCUAAAGGUGGAAAAGGAGAAGUUAGAGCAGCAGCUGAAAGCCGUGAAUGCACAACCAAGCUUCUUGCCUCCACCUCCUGCAAUUCCUGCACCAUUUGCUGCCCAAGGCCAAGCACCUGGAAAUAAGUUAGUGCCUUUCAUUGGAUACCCAGGAGUAGCCAUGUGGCAGUUUAUGCCACCUGCUGCAGUGGAUACCUCUCAAGAUCAUGUGCUCCGUCCUCCUGUUGCUUAAGUUAGCAACCUAAAAAUGCAUUGGUUUGCAUUUUGCACCAAACAAAUGUAUUCAUUUUGUCAACGUGUUCUCGUCUGCGUUAGUUUUUUAUGGAGUCCUCUAACUGGAUAUUGGUGGGUGACUGAAAGUAUUUGCAAUCUGGAUUUCUAUGUUUCA
This is a messenger RNA of Ricinus communis (castor bean), 1122 nucleotides long. RefSeq names its product transcription factor ILR3. Gene Ontology annotation, biological process: regulation of DNA-templated transcription; intracellular iron ion homeostasis. Lineage: Eukaryota; Viridiplantae; Streptophyta; Magnoliopsida; Malpighiales; Euphorbiaceae. The record is from RefSeq and is a predicted model, not a curated record. Gene Ontology annotation, molecular function: protein dimerization activity; DNA-binding transcription factor activity. Bases 259 to 966 code for a protein of 235 amino acids. The transcript is spliced from 5 exons.